AUGUUUCUCCAAAACAAUACAAGCAAUGGAAGCGGACUAGACCAACCUCCUACCUUAGAGGAGAUCUUCCCAAACCUGCGAUCCUUCCGUCAUCGCCUUAUCAUCGGACUUGCGAUCAGUGACUUUCUCAUGGCUUUCAACUUCAUCUGCUCGACAACGAUGAAUCUUGGCGGCAGACUUAUCGAUGAUCCAGAACAAACCGACUUUUGUAAGCUCAACGGCUUCAUGGCUCAGGUAUUCGUCAUUCAAACCGACUAUUGGGUCCUCAACAUCGCCAUUUGCACGUUCUUCAUCCUGACUGGCCAAAGAAAGCGAGCCAGCUGGGUGCAGAACCACGAAGUCGUCAUUUGGGGACUUCCGUGGUUCUUCUCGGUCUUAUGGGCUUCUGUGGGCCUCAGUUUGAAUGGCUACCACAGCAUCGGGGCUUGGUGCUGGUUCAAGUCAGACAAGACGAGGCUGCUCGCCAACUUCGUUCCUCGAUGGAUAAUCAUAACCAUCAUGUUUGUGCUAUACGCAUACCUCGCCCUUGUUCUUUUCAGAGCUCAGAACAGGUUAAGUUCGAUGCAGGAGUCUCCCGGGCAUCUGGAGUCCGGUUACUCGACACAAGAUGGGAGCAGGGCCGCAAGCACUCACGAAGGACUGGAAGGCCAAUCUAUGAUUUCCAUCAGAAGGCUCAAAAGGGCAAGAAGAGACGAUGCUCAGGGCAGCGAAGAGGUAAUGACUGACCGUGCUCCAGAUUGCUCGCCUGUUGCUUUUGUAUCCGCUUGCAACAUAGUCGCUUGGAACGGUGACCAUGGCGAUGAAGCCGCGGGCUCAGAGGAGGUUCUGGCGCUCUUAGACACUGUGAUAUGGGACGAAUUCCUUGGGUCGCCCUCUCUACGCAGAGCAUAUUCAUCACAGGGCAAGGAAUAUGGGUAG
Molecule: messenger RNA, 918 nt
Organism: Colletotrichum paranaense
Lineage: Eukaryota; Fungi; Ascomycota; Sordariomycetes; Glomerellales; Glomerellaceae
Exons: 5
Coding region: 1-918 (305 amino acids)
Biological process (GO): cell surface receptor signaling pathway; adenylate cyclase-activating G protein-coupled receptor signaling pathway
Cellular component (GO): plasma membrane
Molecular function (GO): G protein-coupled receptor activity
Source: RefSeq, a predicted model, not a curated record